Messenger RNA from Mugil cephalus (flathead mullet), 2225 nucleotides. Its product is annotated as SLC35A4 upstream open reading frame protein-like. Lineage: Eukaryota; Metazoa; Chordata; Actinopteri; Mugiliformes; Mugilidae. The record is from RefSeq and is a predicted model, not a curated record. The transcript is spliced from 3 exons. Bases 60 to 371 code for a protein of 103 amino acids.
GUAAGCGCUCUUUUUACCACCGCCACAUCAGAAGAAGAAGUCAACAACACAGUGUAGCUAUGGCUAAUGACAAGAAUCCUCUGGGACAGCUCAAGGACCUGGUGGAGCUGAAAGAUCAGCUGGAGGACAUUCAGAGACGGGUGGAGGAUGAGAUACAGGCUGGGGUUCCUCCCGGAGGCAGUCUGCUGGCUUCUCCGUUCUUGAAGGGUUUUCUGGCUGGGUACGUUGUUGCUAGGCUACGCUCUUCAGCUUUGCUGGGUGUUGCCGUAGGAACGUGUACAGGAAUGUAUGCAGCACAGAAUUAUGCUGUUCCCAACAUUGAAAACACCGUCAAAGACUACAUAAACAACCUGAGAGGAGGACGCAAAUGAGAAGAGAGGAAGAAAAUGAUGGAGACCGACAUCUGCAAGAAGAGGAUGCCGGGAGAGCUGCCUAUGGGAACAGACAUUCAGGUUCAGAGACAUGUAUUUUACGAUGUUAAAACAUUUCUUUCCACAUGGAUGCACUAAUAGGAACAGUUUGAAGUAGAAAACAAGAUACUGGGUAAGCUAGUGAUUCAUCUCCUCUUUUCAUAUUUGUCUAAAUAAGUUGAACCAUGUUCACCUGAACCUAUUCAACUUUAGUAUGUAGAGAGGAAGAAGCAUAAUUUGCAUUCGACUGAGUCUAUUAACAUGCAUGUGGAAAGCCUUAGACAUUUUUUUCAACACAGAAAAUCUCAUUCAUCUCAUUUCUUUUCUAUACGUGUAAUGAUUUAUAGAAACAUGGAGACUAUCCUCAAUCCUAAUAGCUGCUGUAAUUGAUAAUCUGAACCAAAACCUGUUCUGUCUGACAUUGCAUGUGCCGUUUACAGAUAUGCACUUUUUUUUUUUUUUUCAAAAUUGAAAGCUUAGUUUUGUGUUGAACUAAUUCUUCUGUGUAGUUGAAGAGUUUUAGAAACGUGUUUUGUUAUCUGAUUUGGCAUCCUCUACCCUUUAGUGGUCAGAAGGCAGUUAUAGCAGCUUUAAUUAAUUCAGUUUUUUGCUCAGGGGUUAGAAAAUACCACACUUCCUAUCUUCAAGGUGCUGAAAACCCUGACACAACCCAACACGGUACUUGUUAGUUUUCACCUUGUUUGCAGGUGUUAAAUCACAGUCUAUGGUGUGAAGAGAUGCGUCUGUGAAGGUAUAGGACUCCUGCAUUUACUUUAAGACUGUUGACCUAAUCUCUGCAGCAAUUAUUAGACUUUUCAGAGACUCAUAAUUUUCACGAAUCACUCCAAAAAGUAUUCUAAGUAAGUAUUCUACAUAAAGUAAUUCAGAUUCAAAUUUGCAAAGCCUUGGGAACAGUGAAGGCAAUCAGAUGAAAAUGCCAAAGCGAAUGUGUUAUUUAAAGAUAAAGUUGUGAUUGUCUCUUAGGACUUUUAGCAAAAUAGGGAGGUAAUAAGUAUUUUAUGUAAAAUAUACAUUAUCAGUGCCUACUGUGAUCUGGAAAUGAUAUUAUCACUUUAUACCAUGGGUGCAAUAGCCAUUGUCUGAUGAGAUCUGGUGGCCUGUUUCAUAUGCUGGAAACUAGCUUAUCUUUUGCACUUAGAUCAGUUAUGGGGAUCUGAAGCUGUUACAUUUUUCUUUAGGGUUUGUCAAAAUCCAUCCAAGAAAAUAACAUGUUAUUUAAAAUGUGGUGUCUGCAAAAACUUACUGUUUCAUUUUUCAAGAUGAAGAAUUGGGUAUUGUUAUGCCUUUCACAGUUUAUGACUUAAACCCACAAACAUGGAAAGACUUAACCCAUGCAGUAAUUAUAUAGCACAGUAUAAACACACAUUCUUAAAUAAUAACUCCAAACCUGCACUAAGAUGUUUACAUGGCCUAUAGAUACCAUAUAUAUCUCUGUGUAAAAUUUGCUGUGUUAGACAGAAUAAGCCAUGAUGCUGAAACAUAUCAGAGUUGUAAGUGUAAUAUGUGUACUGAAACUGGAAUCCAGACAACUUGUGCCUAUUUGGGAAACAUUGCGUUGCUGCCUUUGUAUUGCACGUUCUUCAGUCCUUUAUUUCCUGUCUGUUGUUAUACUUUGAAUAUCUUUUAAUGUUGUAAUCUCCCUGAGAAUUAAGACAUGCAAAUUAAUGGUGUAUGCUGUAUUUUUUCUCUCAUACAACAUCAUUACAGAAAUAAUACAACAAAGAAACCCGCGACAACUGUCUUUUAACAGUUUUAUUUGGGUUGUUUAAAUACAUUGGGACUUGCACUUUUUAA